Molecule: messenger RNA, 1138 nt
Organism: Camelus dromedarius (Arabian camel)
Lineage: Eukaryota; Metazoa; Chordata; Mammalia; Artiodactyla; Camelidae
Gene: EPO
Product: erythropoietin
Exons: 5
Coding region: 1-585 (194 amino acids)
Biological process (GO): positive regulation of Ras protein signal transduction; positive regulation of cell population proliferation; erythropoietin-mediated signaling pathway
Cellular component (GO): extracellular region
Molecular function (GO): protein kinase activator activity; hormone activity; cytokine activity
Source: RefSeq, a predicted model, not a curated record
AUGGGGGCGCGCGAAUGGCCUGCCCUGCUGCUUCUGGUGUCCUUGCUGCUGCUUCCUCUGGGCCUCCCGGUCCUGGGCGCCCCCCAACGCCUCAUCUGUGACAGCCGAGUUUUGGAGAGGUACAUCCUGGAGGCCAGGGAGGCCGAAAAUGCCACGAUGGGCUGUGCCGAAGGCUGCAGCUUCAGUGAGAAUAUCACCGUCCCAGACACCAAAGUUAACUUCUAUGCCUGGAAGAGGAUGGAGGUCGCGCAGCAGGCUGUGGAAGUCUGGCAGGGCCUGGUCCUGCUCUCUGAAGCCAUCCUGCAGGGCCAGGCCCUGUUGGCCAACUCCUCCCAGCCAUCUGAGGUCCUGCAGCUGCAUGUGGACAAAGCUGUUAGCGGCCUGCGCAGCCUCACCUCCCUGCUUCGGGCGCUGGGAGCCCAGAAGGAAGCCAUCCCCCUUCCAGAUGCAGCCUCCUCCUCCGCCGCCCCACUCCGAACAUUCACUGUUGAUACUUUGUGCAAACUUUUCCGAAUCUACUCCAAUUUCCUGCGGGGAAAGCUGACGCUGUACACAGGGGAGGCCUGCAGGAGAGGGGACAGGUGACCAGGUGCUCCCACCCUGGGCACAUCCACCACCUCGCUCACCACCACUGCCUGUGCCAUGCCUUCUGCACCUCCACUCCCAACCCCUGUCCAGGGGUGAUCAGCUAAGCGCCAGCCUGUCCCAUGGACACUCCAGGGCUAACAGUGACAUCUCACGGGCUAGAGGAACUGUCCAGAGCUCAACUCAGAUCUAAGGAUGUCACAGGGCCAGCCUGAGGCCCCAAAGAAGGAGGAAUUCAGAGAUCAACUUAAACUUGGGGACAGCACCAUUCUGGGGAGACACUGAAACUCAUCUCGGUGCCCUGAAGAACCAUGAUGCCAGGACAAGCUGGAGGGCAAGUACCUCCUUCUGCACCUACCAAGCAGGGACAGGAUGGACUGGAGAAUCUAGGUGGCAAGCUGGGAAUUCUCCAGGUCUCAUGGGGACUCCUAUGACAGCAAGAGCCCACUGGACAAGGAGGGUGGUGGAAGCCGUGAAGAUGGGGUGGGGGCUAGCCCCUGGCUCUCACUGGUCCAAGUUUUGUGUAAUUUUCAAUUGUGCUGGCAAGAACUGA